Molecule: messenger RNA, 1500 nt
Organism: Thlaspi arvense
Lineage: Eukaryota; Viridiplantae; Streptophyta; Magnoliopsida; Brassicales; Brassicaceae
Source: the annotation of a GenBank genome assembly
AAGAAAGUUUUUUUUUUUUUUUUUUGAACAUUAAGAAGGAAAGAAAGUUGUUAUCAUAGAUUUAAAAAAAUGGGGAAAAGCCCUGCUUUAAUGAUCUUUCUCGUUUCUUCAUUUCUUUUUGUCCUUCAGAACCUCGAAGUUGUAAACGCCAUCAGGUGUUUCGGAAGCUCAUUCAACGGCAACAGAGUUCACGCUCAGAAUCGCCGCGAUCUCUUCUCUACUCUUGCUGAUAAAGUCGUCGCCAAUGGUGGAUUCUACAACGCUUCACUCGGCCAAGACCUCAACGAAGUCAACGCUCUUGUCCUCUGCGCAAGAGGCUACAACCCACAAGCAUGUUUCAACUGUGUCGAAAAAUUGUCUCAGGAUACACAAAGGAACUGUCUUAACCGCACGGAUUCGUACAUUUGGGCCAGCGACGAUGAAGACCGUGUUUCUUGUCUUGUACGUUCCUCAAACCACUCAACCUUCGGGAACCUUGAGCUUGAUCCUCCUGUUGUAUGGCCAAAUCCAGAUCGUAUCCAGCCAUCUAAAAACAUGACUCUUUUCAUACAAGAGUGGGAAGCAACGGUUAAUCGGACCCUCGAGGCGGCCACAAAAGCAGAAACUUCCUCGGUACUCAAGUACUAUAGUGCCGUAGAAGCCGAGUUCACGGAGUUUCCAAGUGUUUACAUGGUGAUGCAAUGCACACCCGACAUAACUUCCAAAGAUUGCAAGCGAUGUUUGGGAGAUUGCGUGGCGUAUUAUAGAGAACAGUAUCGUGGAAGACAAGGAGGGAUGGCUAGUCGUCCGAGCUGUUUUUUCAGGUGGGAUUUAUAUUCUUUCCAUGGUGCUUUUGAUAAUGUAACAAGAGUUCCUGCGCCUCCUCGGCCUCAAGCUCAGGAAAAGGGGAGCUCUACAACAGACAAGAUAGGAAGAAGCAUUGGGUAUAGGGGAAUCAUCGCAAUAAUUUUGGUUGUCACUUUCAUUAAUCUUUUGGUAUCUAUUGGUUUCUUUAAAGUCAAUGCUCGGAGGAGAAAAUUAAAGAAAAGAUUCAAUGAUGAAGUGAAGCGUUCCCUUCUUACAUGGGACAUGAGGUUCAAGAUUAUAGAAGGCGUUGCUCGAGGACUUGUUUAUCUCCAUGAAGAUUCUCAGCUGAAAAUUAUUCACCGAGACUUGAAGGCGAGCAACAUCCUUUUAGAUGCAGAGAUGAACCCUAAAGUUGCAGACUUUGGGACGGCGAGGUUGUUCGACACUGACGAGACUCGAGCUGAAACAAAACGAAUAGCUGGAACCCGUGGAUAUAUGGCUCCUGAAUACCUGGCACGCGGGCAAAUCUCAGCUAAAUCUGAUGUUUAUAGCUUCGGUGUUCUGCUUCUAGAGAUGAUUAGUGGUGACAAAAACAAUAGCUUCGAAGCAGAAGGACUUGCAGCUUUCGCAUGGAAGAGAUGGGUUGAAGGAAAACCUGAGACUAUAAUUGAUCGUUUCUUGGCAGAGAAUCCGAGUAACGAGAUCAUUAAGUUG